AGUACUCGAAAAAUCAAAACAAGGUCUUUUGGCAUAACAAAACGAAAGAAGCACAAGAAAAAGAAAAGGAAAAAGAAGCGAGAGACAGAAAGGUUUUGCUGAAGAGAACGCGAAAGAUGGAGACGCGAUCGAGGGGAGGGCAUCUUCGUUAUGAUCUGCGCCCAAAAUUUUCAUGGAAAUCUCAGACAAAAACUACAGCUAGCAAUGUUUCCCGGCCACGUAAGAACCCAAGCUUACUAACGGACUCCAUGGUGAAUAUAAAGUUAUGAAGUAUAUACUUGUUCGAGAUCGCAAGCCUGGGUCAUCUGAAUCAUUAGACGUGGAAUUAGCAAAGAAGGAAAUUAUAGAGGCCCAUUUGAAACGUAUGCGUGUUUUUGCCAACCGAGCCUUGAGACUCCAUCGCUCAUCAGGGGGUAAAAUUUAUGAAGUUGUCGACAUUCAUGGCCACGGACACGGGAUAUUUUCGCAUGGUGCUGUCCGCCAUCUAAACUUUGCAGCUAAGAGAAAAGGUGAUCCUAAUGCCCCAGUGGAGGUAUUCUUUGCUGAAUUCAUCAGCACUCGGUAUGAGAAAGAUCGUGCUAAUAUCUGCCGACCUUUGGGGCUUAGUGCUCAACUAUUGCAAAAAUGUAAUGAAACCAACGGUUGUCAGUUUUGCUACCUCAAGGGUGUUUCUCAUCCUCCAAGAGGGGAAUUUGCUGCCGAAAUUGAAGAUGUACGUUGAAGCGAUGCUCCUAAUUGUCAUGUCUAUUGAUCUGAGAAAGCCAUCUGUGACUAGACUCAAUUCAUAGUGUUACAUAGUUAUAUACUUAUUAGCCUUUUAGUUGUGUCUGAAUAUCUAAAAUUCUACUCCAUAUUGUAUUUGUAUUGUGUUUUCAAAUUUCAAUGUGGAGUGGUGUGUGAUUUUAUGGGCUUCUUUUUCCCCUUGAUCGUUCAAAUCUAAGGCGCUAUAAUGUCUUGUGACUUUAAUCAUCUUAUCUAAUGUUCUCUUUUGUGCCAGUUGAAAGAUUACUA
Chenopodium quinoa (quinoa) is the source of this 1011-nucleotide messenger RNA. RefSeq lists its product as uncharacterized. The transcript has 5 exons. NCBI's taxonomy places the organism in Eukaryota, Viridiplantae, Streptophyta, Magnoliopsida, Caryophyllales, Amaranthaceae. The record is from RefSeq and is a predicted model, not a curated record. The coding region runs from base 266 to 721 and encodes 151 amino acids.